This is a messenger RNA of Calliphora vicina (urban bluebottle blowfly), 2924 nucleotides long. RefSeq names its product DNA polymerase eta (gene DNApol-eta). The transcript has 5 exons. Gene Ontology annotation, molecular function: damaged DNA binding; DNA-directed DNA polymerase activity. The record is from RefSeq and is a predicted model, not a curated record. Gene Ontology annotation, biological process: error-prone translesion synthesis; response to radiation. The coding region runs from base 54 to 2831 and encodes 925 amino acids. Lineage: Eukaryota; Metazoa; Arthropoda; Insecta; Diptera; Calliphoridae. Gene Ontology annotation, cellular component: nucleus; site of double-strand break; replication fork.
GAUAAAAUAUUGUCGUCCUUCUAGGAAUAAAUGAAUGAGAAAUUGUGUUCAUAAUGUCCAACAGUACUUCAGCCAGGAAUUUCGUUCCAAUGACAAACAAAUAUGAUAGAGUUAUACUUCUAGUGGAUAUGGAUUGUUUUUAUUGCCAAGUUGAAGAAAAAUUGGACCCUUCCCUAAAGAAUCAACCACUGGCAGUAGUGCAAUAUAAUGCCUGGAGGGGUGGGGGUAUAAUUGCAGUAAAUUAUGCUGCACGUGCCAAAGGAGUUACACGCCAUAUGCGAGGAGAUGAAGCUAAAGAACAGUGUCCAGAUAUCCAAUUAGUUAAAGUGCCGAAUGUUCGUGAAAAAGCCGAUUUAACGAAAUAUCGUGAUGCUGGCAAAGAAGUUGCAAAUGUGUUGCAGCGUUUUACACCACUUUUAGAAAGAGCCUCCGUCGAUGAAGCCUAUCUUGAUAUUACAGAUGCUGUUAAUAAGCGUCUCCAGGAAAUGAAUAAUGGCACAUUCAUAUUGCAACCUCAGGAGUUGGUAAAUACAUAUGCAGUCGGGUUUCCAACAAUCGGAGAAUACGUGACAACAAUCACAUCGAGUUUUAUAACCAAUCCUUUAGCUGAUGAUGAUAACUUCUAUCGCAAUUUCAAUGAAAAUGAUGUUCCGGCAGUACGACAGAGUAAUAUUCGUUUAUUGAUAGGUUCAUCCAUUGCAAGCGAAAUUCGAAGUGCCGUAAAAGCAGAAACAACUUACGAGUGUUCAGCAGGUAUUGCGCAUAACAAGAUUUUGGCAAAAUUAGCUUGUGGCAUUAACAAACCCAAUAAGCAAACGAUUUUACCUUUGGCCCAAAUCCCUGGUCUGUUUGAAACACUGCCAGUUGGAAAAAUAAAAGGGCUUGGGGCUAAGUUUGGGGAAGAAGUGUGCGAACGUUUAAGCAUUCGUUACUUAGGUCAGUUGUUAAAAUUUACUGAGGCGGAAUUACAAAGGAAAUUCGAUGAGAAAAAUGGCACUUGGCUAUAUAACAUAUGCCGCGGCAUUGAUCUUGAAGCAGUUACACCACGUUUUUACUCCAAAAGCAUUGGAUGCUGUAAAAAGUUUCCUGGACGAAAUAAUAUUACCGGCUUAAAAACACUACAACAUUGGCUAAACGAAUUGGCAAAAGAAAUACACGAAAGAUUGGAUAAAGAUAUAUGCGAAAAUAAUCGGCGAGCUAAACAAAUGGUUGUGAAUUUUAUACAAGAAUUUGAUGGUGAAGAAGUAUCAAGCUCUCGUUCAGCCCCUAUACAGUGUUAUGAUACUGAAGUGUUGGCCAAAACAUGUUUAGAAAUUAUAAAAGCCAAUACAAAACAAGUCUUUCGCUCUGGCAGCGAAAGUGUCCUAAAUAAUCCAAUCAAGUUUUUAGGUAUAAGUGUUGGUAAAUUUGAAACAAUUUCAAAAUCACAAAAUAACAUACAGGAUAUGUUUGCCCAACAAGCAGCUAAAAAACAGAAACUUAAAAUAGAAGGUGAAGACGAAAAUCAAAAAUUGCCAUCAACUUCAAUAUCAACUCCCAAGCUAAACGAAGAAUCUAGAAAUAGUAGUACAUCCAAAGAAAUGCCUAAAGAAAAAAAGUAUCAAAAUAUGAAAAGUUUCUUUUUAAAUGCAAUAAAGAAGGACCCAAAUAAAGAAUCCACAAAAUUAGAAGUAAAUGAUAAUAAUAUGAACGUAGUAAAUAAGACAAACAUAAGUUUAGAACAAUACCCAACUAAUCACAUUGAUAUAAUAACUAAACCUCAAGAUGAAUUAUCAAUAUCAAGUGAUGAUAGUGUUAAAGAAAUACCAAAGAAAAGUUUCUUUGCUCGAGUCCUAAGAAAGAGUGAGGAUCCAACGAAAAUAAUGGAAAUAACUAGCGAAACUUCCAUAACAUUGGUCAACACUAGUCAUUCAAAUACAAAUUUAAACUCAGAAGAAAACAAUAGCAGCAAUAAUGAAUUAAAUGAUUUAAUUAAUGAUAUAAAUACCAUGCAAAACGAAGAAAAUGAAUAUAAUUUAGAUAUACAAAAUAAGACAAACUCAUUGAAUAAUAAUACAAAUAAUGGCGAGAUAAAAACCGUUCAUAACUCAAAAGUUCCAAUGCCAGCUAUGGUAUCAAAUUCUAGUAGUGCUUUAAUAAAUAUGAAAAGAAAACAUGAUACAAUUUUAGAUAAUGAGGUGCAAAUUUCAACCGAUUACCGAUCCGAAUAUGCAGAAUUUGCCAUGCCAGAAUUUAGACCAGAAUUUUUACAAUUUACCAAUUGCUCUCAAUGUAAUGUCAAAAUUCUUAAUGAUCCAACAUCUAUACAGACUCAUAAAGAUCACCAUUUUGCUCAAGAGCUCAGUCAGCAACAGCGUAAUGAAUUUAGAGAUGAAAUUCGUACAAAAAUUAAUUCAUCAAAAUCACCGCCUAGUAAUGACAGCAAUAAGAAGUUGAGAAAGGUGCAACUUCUAAACAAUUCAAUUAAAAAACCAUUAGCAGCUGAUAUAACAAAAUUUCUAAAACCUUCAUCGUCUUCAUCGUUGGCAUCUACAUUAAACAAUGAUCAAACUCAGGUUCCAGUAAACAAUAAUACAACUAAUGUUGAAACAUGUAAUAUUUGUAAAUUACCUAUUAGCAUUGAGGAGAUUUUGGAACACAAAGAUUUCCAUAUGGCUAAAGAUUUACAAAGGAAACUUAAUCAAUUAGAAGUCCAUACAGUAGAAGUGGUGAAGAAACCGGUAUCCGAUAUAUCACGAAAAAAUAUGAACUCUUCGAUAAUUGCGCCAUCGCGUCAGACUAAGAUUAACGCUAAAUCUAUUACACAGUUUUUUACUCAAUCUAAUAUGUAAUAAAUUCUAAAUUUAUUUGUUAUAACCGAAACGUUUUCUGUAAGUACAAAGUAUUUUAACACUAAUAUACAAUAAAGUGAUUCUUUUUAUUUA